Messenger RNA from Amborella trichopoda, 1070 nucleotides. RefSeq names its product homeobox-leucine zipper protein HOX19. Lineage: Eukaryota; Viridiplantae; Streptophyta; Magnoliopsida; Amborellales; Amborellaceae. The record is from RefSeq and is a predicted model, not a curated record. Gene Ontology annotation, molecular function: sequence-specific DNA binding; DNA-binding transcription factor activity, RNA polymerase II-specific. Gene Ontology annotation, biological process: regulation of DNA-templated transcription.
UCUUCAUCCAUGCUCCAUACACCAAAACCAGGGCACCUUCCAAAUUUACCAAUUUCCCCCAGAUUUAGUUAGGGUCACAAUGGACUUGGCCCUAUCGAUCGGAGACUCAACGGCGUAUGCGAAGGAAAUUACUGAAAGAUCGUGGAUUUCCGGCCUUGAAAUGACCAGAAAUUUUCAAGGGAAAGAAACCCAUUCAAGAACUCUUCCAGUGCAGCUUGAUCUCCUCCCUCUAGCCCCAUUUCCUCGCUCAUCUAGACCACAGAAUACAAAUCCUAUUGAUCAUGGGCAAAUCGACAUGAACCAGACCCCGCCAACGAGCUCAACUGAUUAUUCACGAGCUCCAAUGAGCGAGACAGAAGGAGAUAGAGUCUCUUGUGAUGAAGGAGAGAGCACAGGAGGAGGAGAGGGAUCGACAAGAAAGAAGCUGCGUCUUUCUAAGGAGCAAUCUGCUUAUCUUGAAGAAAGCUUCAAAGAACACAAUACUCUCAAUCCGAAACAAAAGCUCGCAUUGGCCAAACGCCUUAAACUCCGCCCACGCCAAGUGGAAGUGUGGUUCCAAAACCGCCGUGCCAGAACGAAGCUUAAGCAAACGGAGGUUGACUGCGAAUAUUUGAAGCGUUGUUGUGAAACCCUAACGGAGGAAAACCGGCGUUUACACAUGGAGUUACAGGAACUCAGAGCCCUAAAGCGGUUUUCUGUUGAGAAACCUCUACACCUAGUUUUUCCGGCGGCUUCUCUUACGGUUUGCCCUUCAUGUGAGCGGUUUUCGUCGCCGGACAAUGGACGGAAAACCACAGGGAAAAGAUUCCUCCCGUUUGCUCAGGACACAUCGGCGGCUUCGUGAAAAGCGGUUUUUGGGAUAAAAGAAUUAGUCGCCGUCUUUUUACUGGCGUUGCAAAACCGCUUUCAUGGAAAAGCGCCGGUUCCGCUCGAGAUGAAUUAAUCUCGCCAAAAUCGGGUAUAAAGUGGUUUUAGAAAACCGCUUUCUGUAAGUAUUAUCAUUUAUAAAUGGAUAUAGUUUUAUUUUGUUUUCUUUUAAAUUAUUAUAAUGCCCCUGAUAUGGAAUCCGG